AUUUACUAAUUUGAGUCCUAUAGGCUUGCAUUGAGUUCGAAGUUCACGGUCAAACAUUCCUUAGGUUUAAAUGUUCGACCAAGAACCGAACACGGCGGUGUUUGACCCAUCACUGCUCACACAGUGUCACUCAGGGCUGCCUAUCAUUGCCACCUAUCAGUGCCGCCUAUCGGUGCCAUAUAUGAGUGCUGCCUUUCAGUGUCCAUCAGUGAUGCCUGUCAAUGCCCAUCAGUACCACCUACCAGUGCCUCCUCAUCAGUGCCCAUCAGUGCCACCUAUCAGUGUCCAUCAGUGCAGCCUAUCAGUGCCCAUCACUGCAGCCUCAUUAACGCACAUCAGUGAAGGAGAAAAAUCACUUAUUUACAACAUUUUAUAA
This is a messenger RNA of Staurois parvus, 376 nucleotides long. Lineage: Eukaryota; Metazoa; Chordata; Amphibia; Anura; Ranidae. The record is from the annotation of a GenBank genome assembly.